This is a messenger RNA of Closterium sp. Naga37s-1, 876 nucleotides long. Lineage: Eukaryota; Viridiplantae; Streptophyta; Zygnematophyceae; Desmidiales; Closteriaceae. The record is from the annotation of a GenBank genome assembly.
AUGCCUGGCACUGCACUGAACCCAUACCACUCUGCACCCCUGGGAACUGCAGGUGUACCACUCAUCCUACACGCAUUUGGAGGGAGUGGAGUUCGCAUGCGGCUGCCCCUUGCUGGCGCUCAAAGCCACCGCCAGAGGACCCACCCACAACACUUCCACUGUGGACGAGGCGCACGCUCUUCCGACCCAACGUGCUGUUCCGUCGCUUUGAGACGUCUCAAAACUCAACUUUUAUCACGUGCUGUUCCGCCGCUUUGGUUUGGCCUCACCCACCAACCACCCCCUCCCCCCCCCCCCCCUCCCCUCCACCCUUUCCCCCCACCUCACUCAGAGGAGACGUACAUAGUGGACGAGGCAAUCACGCUCUUCCGAGCCAACGUGCUGAGAGUCCCUUUUGUUCCUUUACCUCACCUACCCAAACCCACCUCACCUUUCCCACCCCCACCCGUCACGCACUCAGAGGAGACGGACAUAGUGGACGAGGCAAUUACUCUCUUCCGAGCCAACGUGCUGUUCCGCCGCUUUGACAUCCGCGGCCCAGCGGACAAGCUACUGGUGUACCUGACCCUCUACAUCAACAUGGCUCUCAAGCGUAUCGACUCCUGCCCCUCCGAGGCCGAGGGCAUCCGAUUGCUGAUUAAUCUGGGGCUGGAGCCCUUUCCCAUACCGGGCGACCCUGGCUUUCCACUCGCUGGACUGUUCGCCACUCCGACUAGCCGUCUGGAGGCAGAGACACUGCGGACAUACCUGCAGAGUGUGAGGGAGGAGACGAGCAACCGGCUGCUGCAGCUGGUGUAUCUGCCGGACGGCUCGCCCAACAAGUGGUGGCUCUCCUUCAGCAAGCGCAAGUUCAUGAAUGUCGCCAUGCCCUUGUGA